Molecule: messenger RNA, 1737 nt
Organism: Blastocystis hominis
Lineage: Eukaryota; Bigyra; Opalinata; Blastocystidae
Exons: 6
Coding region: 1-1737 (578 amino acids)
Biological process (GO): maturation of SSU-rRNA from tricistronic rRNA transcript (SSU-rRNA, 5.8S rRNA, LSU-rRNA)
Cellular component (GO): 90S preribosome; nucleolus; nucleus
Molecular function (GO): protein binding
Source: RefSeq, a predicted model, not a curated record
AUGAAGGUGUGUGUCAAAUUGGUGCGCAUUGAGUUGAUCCAGGAUUUCGAAUUCAACCAGUCCUGUCAAAAGAUCAAGGUGUCAAGAGACGGAAACUACAUUGUUGCAAGCGGAGUUUAUCCUCCCAUGGUAAAGUGCUUCGAGACGCAGCAGAUGAGCGAGAAGUUCCGACGUCAUUUAGAGUGCGAGAUUGUCCAAUUUCAGUUUUUGUCGGACGAUUUCAGCAAGUUUGCCUUCCUUCUCGCGGACAGAACGCUCGAAUUCCACGCACGGUACGGAUUUCACUACCGUACUCGCAUUCCCAAGUUCGGGCGAGACAUCACCUAUCAUCGUGAGCGAUGCGAGCUCUACGCGGUGGGCAGCAGUCCGGAGAUCUACCGUCUGGAUCUGGAGCAAGGAACGUUCAUGUCUCCGAUCCCUGCGCACUGCGCCGAGCUGACCCAAAUCGUUCUCUCCCCCGUGCACCAAAUGCUGGCCGUGGGGAACAUCCAAGGCGAGGUGGAGUGCUACGACUCGCGCAGUCGCGACUGCCUGCAGUGCGUGAAGAUCUUCGACUCGGAGACGCGCGCCAUUCGCUUCCGCGACGACGGCAUGCAGAUGGCCGUCGGCAGCGAGACCGGUGUCGUCAAGCUCUUCGACAUCCGCAGCAGCCGGCCGCUCCUCGAGUUCGAGCACGCCUACGAGACGCCCAUCACGAGCCUCAAAUUCGCGGGCGAUCAUCUCCUCUCUUCGGAUCGGAAAACGCUCCGCAUCACCGACCUCCACACCCGCGAAGCGCUCUGCACGCUGGAGCCGGACGCGCCGAUCAACCACAUGAACGUCGUUCCGCAGAGCGGACUGCUCUUCGUGGCCGCCGAGCAGCCCAAGGUGCUGGCGUUCUUCGUCCCCGCGCUGGGCCCCGCGCCGAAGUGGUGCUCGUUCCUGGACAAUCUCACGGAGGAGCUGGAAGAGCAGAGCGCGGGCGUGUACGAGGACUACAAAUUCGUGACGCGGCAGGAGCUGGCGGAGCUGGGGCUGGAGCAUCUGAUCGGAACGGAUCUGCUGCGCGCGUACAUGCACGGCUAUUUCAUGGACAACAAGCUGUAUGAGCGGUCGAAGGUGGUGGCGAAGCCGUCGAUGUACGAGGAGUAUCAGAAGGAAAAGAACCGCCAGCGCGAAGAAAAGCGGAAGGAGAAGCGGAUCACGAUGAAGCAGAAGAAGACGGGCGUGAACGCGGAGCUCGCAGAAAAGUGGGAGAGCGGGAAGAAGGCGGUGGACGAGCGAUUCAGCGCGCUGUUCGAGAACGGAGACUACGAGAUCGAUAAGAAUAGCGAGGAGUAUCGAAGAGCGCACGCGAGCGAAAUGCGAGGAAAGAAAAAGGCAGCGGUGGAAGAAGCGGAAGAAGAAGAAGAAGAAGACAGCGAGGAAGCGAUGCUGGGAGAGGACUUUGAUUUGCUGGAUACGCAUGAUGCGAUGAUUGCGAAGAAGAACGCGAAGAGGGAAAGCGAAAAAAGCGAGGAGAGCGAAGAGAGCGAGGAAAACGAGGAGAAAAGAGAAAAGACGGCGAGUCGGAAGGAGCGAGAAGAAAAGGAGCGGAUUAAGCCGAAAGUGAGAUUCUAUGGAGUGAAAGAGGGAAGCAAGAUUCAAAUCCCAACAAGCAAGAACGAGAUGAAGAAGGAGGUGGAAAAGAGAAAGGAGAGAAGGACAAUGUCACUGGGACAAAGAGCGAAAGCGAACGAACGAAAAGGAAGAAAGUAG